This is a messenger RNA of Aedes albopictus (Asian tiger mosquito), 10508 nucleotides long. RefSeq lists its product as uncharacterized. The transcript has 2 exons. NCBI's taxonomy places the organism in Eukaryota, Metazoa, Arthropoda, Insecta, Diptera, Culicidae. Gene Ontology annotation, molecular function: protein binding. The record is from RefSeq and is a predicted model, not a curated record. The coding region runs from base 264 to 5123 and encodes 1619 amino acids.
UCUGUUAAAGUCUGUUUGUCUGUGAUUAAGCUAGGAAGUAGCCUCUAUCAGGGAUAAACUUCAGAGAAGAUAGAUAAGAUAUCUGUGCUUUUGUUGAAUGUGCACAUCAUGUUGGGCGAUCAUUCCAGUUUUGUGAAGAGUGUUGCGAAGAACGGUUGUGUUUUGUGCGUGACAGAAAAAAAAACCUGGUGGAGGAUUCAGCCGAUAGCGGUUCGGAAACUACAUAUUUUGGCGUCGAUGCUACACAAUUUUAUCUAUUCAAAAUGGCUUGCUCAAUGCAGGGUGUUAUAGAUCCGGAAACCACAAGGCCUAUAACGUACGAAAGCAGCAUCAAGUCCGGCACUCACGGCGAAGUAUACCAAAAGCAGCUGGCCCAAGUUCUUUUGCUUAGGCUGACACGACAAAGGAAGGAUUUCCAGUUAGCUUACGAAAUGACAGCAGCGGAAAAGUUUGAUGAUGUGGUGCUGUACGAUGCCGCAGCCAAGCAAUGGAUUUUUCUACAAUCAAAACAUGCAGACGGCAAAGAUUCAAAGAUAGAUCUCAAUGGCUUGCUACCGAAAACGAAUCGGGAAAAGGCAGAUUUCAGUUUGUACAAAUAUUUUUAUUCCUAUAUGAUAGUUCAACAUAGGUUCAAAGGCAAAGUCAAAUUCCUGCUGUUCACCAACAAAAAACUUGAUGAAAAGCUAAAGACAGCGGGAGAUUACAUGUCCUUCGAAGAUCGAGAUGUAGACGAAUAUCUUCGCUUCAAUUCUGAAGGAGCGACCCACAAAUUACUUACACCGACUGAACCGACCAUUCAAUCAAUCAUGGAAUAUGUCAACAAAGAUUUAUAUUUCCUAAAAGAUGCUAUCAAGGACCUUUUCACUGAAGGAAUUAUUACAAACGAGUUGUCAAAAUACAAAACAUAUUUAAAUGAUAUUUUGACGGAGUCUGGAAAUCAAAUAAGAUUCAAAGAUACAUUCAAUGACUCAUUAAUUUUCAUUGCUAAAUUGUACAAAGUACUCAAACCAGAUCUACUCGAUUUGAAGCCCAUUGAUAAACCACUAGGAUAUGCCGAUGGAGAAGUUGAAUAUGACUCUUUAAGUUAUCCAUCAGUGGAGGGGCAGGAUUUCGAACACCUGAUUGACGCCAUAAGAAACCUUUUUCGUACUGGAAUUUUAUCUGAUUUUUUAAAAACGCACGAGAAUCUUCUAGCAUUGAUUCUAACAACAACAGCAAAUGGCCAGCUAGCAUUCAAAGAUUCAUUCAGUAGUGAUAUAAUCUGGAAAGCUGAAUUGUAUAGAACGUUGAAGGCGGAAUUGGGUGACCUGAAUAAAAAGGUUACUACAAAGCAGAAACUCUUCGAUGGAAAGGCUUCACGGAACAAACACCAUUCAGUAUUAUUGUAUGCGGAAGAACCUGAUGUGCGACAAUUCUUUACGCUGCUCACAUUGUCAGUGCAUCAACCGGAUGAAUUGGAACCCUUUAUCGUCAAGGAGUUACAUUUGGGGAUGAGAAUGUGGCUACGGCCUGACGUUUUAGGUAAGCUAGCCGAAGACGAUGAUAAAAAUGCGGUGAAAGAUUUGGAUGAUUAUUUUGAAUCAACGCUGAAAUGUGGCCAAGGUAAUUCUAAACCAUUCUUAGAUCAACAUUUUGUCACGCGGUAUUCCAACAAGCUACGGUCUAAAAUUUUUAAACUGUUUCCGGAGUUGAAUGACACAAAUCAGUUAUAUAUUAACAGAGAGAUUAUUUUUGAUCAAGAGAACAUUGAUACACAAGAAAAUUUGCAAGGUUUUCAAUUUGACGGAAUCGUGAAAUCAAAGCCAGAUUGUAGUUUAGGAAAAACGAUUACAUUUAGUGACAACUCUGCAAAAAAUAGGCAUGGAGUGGAUGACAGAAUGGCACUUCUCGACAGAACUAGCAAGGAAAUGACUGAUAGGCAGUUUUCAGAAAAUUUGAAGAUGAGGUUUGCACAUUAUCAGUGUUUGGUUUUAACGGCCGACCCAGGGAUAGGUAAAACUGAACUUUUCCAAUAUGUAGCUCUUGAGCAUCAAAAACUCACAUCAGGAGCAGUUUUCUUAUUUCGGUUGAACAGAAUACAAGAUUCCAAGGACGUUUUAGGUAAUGAAACAUCAUUGGAAAUCCUCAAACCUGCGUUGUCUCAAAAGAAUCUGGAGCUCAUACAGAACCAUUUGCGGAACAAGUCAAAUGAUCUUAUUACAAUGCUGUUUGACGGAUAUGACGAAAUACAUGAGAGAAAUAAGACCAGAAUAAACAAACUGUUUGAGCUAUUGUUAAAGUCAAAACAAAUUCAACUUGUAAUAAGUGCGAGAAAUCAUGAGAAAAACUCUUUGCAGCGCUUUUUCCAAAAUCACAACUUUAACGUUGGUUACUUUACAUUAGAGCCAUUUAACAGUGAAAAUGUUAUUGAAUACCUUGCGCAAUUUUGGAAUGAAAAAUGUGAUUUCAAUUCCAAGUUUGAUUCGUAUUCAAAGUUUCUGAUUGAGAAAUUUUAUAGCUUGUGCAGAGUUCCAUUGAUGGUGAAAAUGAUGGCUAAAAUCUACAAACAACGUUUUAAAGAAUUCAAAGAAACUAUGAUUGAUAAAGAAGGUGAAAUAAGCCUCUUAGAAAGAGAGUUUUCACAAAUCGAACAAAUUUACGGAAUUUUUAUAGAAAAUUGUUUACUUGUAAAGAUAGAGGAUGCAUGCCACGGCAUUGGGAAAGUCGAUCCAAACAAACAGAUAUUCGAUGGAUUUUAUCUUGAUCAUCAACUACUUGCAAUAAAAUUUCUUGAUGUUGGUGAUCUUAAACAUAUCUUCAAGAACCCAAAAUACAUGAAGAAAUGGGACUGCAUUCAAAAAAGUCAUCAGAACCAGCUUGAAAAAUCUAUUCUGUUAAAUUUUGUUGACGGUAAAGUUUCGUUUACUCAUCACUCUUAUGCUGAGUAUUUUGUUGCGAAAUUUCUCUGGGAUGAUUUUAUUAACUUGAAAAACAUUAUCAAUAAAGUUUUGUCUCGUUUUACUGGAAUAAGAGAGUUUUUUAUUAAAAAAAUUGAAGAAAACAUCGACUUGUUCGUAUCUAAAUUUGCUCAACAGACGUCUUUUGUUUCAAAAGAAGUUGCUUUCUGGGCUUGUGAAAGUAAUGCUGUUGAGUUGUUGAAAUAUGUUCUUUCAAAAAAAUUUUUGAGUAUGCCAAACAAGGUCAAAAUGCUUCAAAUUGCCAUUAAGAACGGCAGUGACAAAAUAUGUUCCUAUUUGAUCGAUGACUAUAAAGUACAUCCCAAUGUUAAGUAUGAUGGUGGUUUGGCUGCUUUACAUUGGGCCGUUAUAUAUGGACAUAGAAAUUUAGUUCAUUUAUUGCUUGAAAGAGGAGCGGACAUCAAUAUUCGAAACACGGGAGGAUGGUCAGCUCUGCAUUAUGCAGUCCAUCACAAACGAAUUCUUAUUGCACAAUUUUUGCUCGAUAAAGGCAUGGACGUAAACUGUUCAAACAAUGACAAAUGGAAUCCACUUCAUAUUGCGUGCAAUAACGGUGAUGCUAAUGUAGUGAAAAUAUUAAUACAAAAAAAUGCAGAUCUUGAUAUACAGACAAUCGAAGGCAAAACUCCGCUUUAUUUAGCUACGGCAGGAGGACACGCAGAAAUUGUUAUCGUUUUAAUUGAAAAUAUGAUGAAAAAAUUCCCUUUCCGUAGUAUGUUUUGCGUAGACUAUGCAUUUCAGAUAGCUGUCCGUUACGGCCAUAGUUCUGUGCAGGAAAUGCUUAAGAGAAAAUAUCCUAAUGAUGCUUGCGCAAAAGAUAUCGAUGAUCCACUAAUACACUUUGCGACUUGGCAGGGAAUAAUUCGAUACGUUGAAAAAUUGAUAGACGAAGGUACCAAUGUUAAUGCACAGAGUACAGCUCUACACCUCAGUGCAUCUGCAUCUGAUCACCGUCUUGUUGUUGAACUACCGCUUGGUAAAGGUGCUAACGUAAACGCUGUUGAAACAAAUAAAUCGACACCGCUUCAUUUAGCAUGUCAGAAUGGUCAUACAAAGGUUGCGGAAAAAUUAAUGACACAAAAAUCACUAGUUAAUGCAAUGGGCCACAAUUACCAAACACUGCUAAAUUUUGCAUGUGAAAAUGGACACAAAGAUGUCGUGGACGCUUUGAUUAGAGAAGGUGCCAAUAUUGAGGCAUUAACUCUAAAUAAAUGCACAGCACUUCACAUAAGUGCUUUCAAUGGUCACUGCGAUAUUGUGGAUUUGCUACUUGAUAAAGGUGCCAACGUAAAUGCUGUUAAAACAAACAAUUGGACACCGCUUCAUUUUGCAUGUCAGAAUGGUCAUAAAAUGGUUGUGGAGGUAUUAUUGAAACAAAAAGCCAACAUUGACGCAUUGACUCACGAUAGCUCGACACCGUUACAUUUGGCAUGUCUGAAUGGUCAUAAGGAGGUUGCGGAAAUACUAUUAAGACAAAAAGCCAACAUUGAUGCAUUGGACCACCGUAAUCGGACACCGCUACAUUUUGCAUGCCAAAAUAAACACAAAGAUGUAGUGGAAACUUUAAUUGAAAGAGGUGCCAAGAUUGACGCAUUAACACAAAAUAAAUGUACAGCUCUUCAUCUCAGUGCUUUCAACGAUCACAUGAUUAUUGUGGAUUUGUUGCUAAGUAAAGGUGCUAACGUGAACGCCAUUGAAGUAAAAAAAUGGACGCCGCUGCAUUUUGCAUGCCAGGAUGGCCGUAAAGAGGUCGUGGAAAUAUUGUUGAAACAAAAAGCCAAAAUCGAUGCAUUGGAUUACCAAAAUCGAACACCACUUCAUUUAGCAUGUGAGAAUGGGCAUAAAGAGGUUGUGAAAAUAUUAAUAAGAGAAAAAGCCAACAUUGACGCAAUGAAUCACGAGAACUGUACACCUCUCCAUUUGGCAUGCUGGAAUGGUCAUGCAGAGGUUGUGGAAAUAUUAUUGAGGGAAAAAGUAAACAUUAAUGCAUUGACUCGAAAGAAGUACACACCGCUUGAUGUUGCAUUCCAGAAUGGUCAUUGCGAUGUUGUGAAAAUAUUACUUAGACGGAUUGGUUUGCAAAAUCUCGUCACAUACCCAAGUAACCACAAGCAUUAUAUCAUAACUCUAAUUCAAAUGUAUUUUAGUAUAGCUAAUGCAAGAUAACUUUUAUUCAACGUUUUUCAAGUAAUGAUGCAUUAAACCUACAUUAUGAAUGCGUUGAAGCCUUAAGGGGUUUUUGACAGUUCAAUAUAGUUCUAUAGAGGCAUUGUUUAAUGCUUCAUUGCAUUAUCAUAUUUAAUGCUUCAUGGCAAACAGUAUUGCAGACUACAUCUCAAAUUGGACUAUCACACUGUUUAUGGUACGCCUAAAAAGUGUGAUAAAAGUGCACAUUUGCCUCGGAUCGUCUCGACGUCUUCGGGGCACUUAUUCCUCCAUUUACAAGGAAUAAGUGCACCGAAGACCUCAAUUCGAUCCGACGUAUCCCUGCGCUGUAAUCACACUUUGAAAAUGUGUGUACACUAUUGUGUCAGUCCAAUUUGGGGUGCAGUCAGCAAUACUAUGGGAAAACGACGUUUUUCAUUCAAUCGACCGUAGCAUUUCUCCUAGUGCCCUUGAGUGUUAGUUGACCCUUGGUACUCCUGGGCCACUUCUCAGCUACAACUUUGCCGAAGACCACAUUCAAAUCGGACGCCUCAUUAAUUUGUUAUCGAUUUUUAUCCAGAAUGAAAAUCUUUGAUCACGAUGAUUACACUAUUCAAUGGGCAUCACUGCAAUUUGCCUUGAAACAUAGUAGCCAUGAUUUAUGUGUGCUAUCUUUGGCGCCAUGUGCAGCAAUGUUGCCUGCUGGGAAGCUGAACGAUCACUGUUAAAGUUUCUGCAGUUGGAUAAAAAUCGGUAACUAAUUAAUGAGGCGUCUGAUUUGAAUGUGAUUUUCGGCAAAGUUGUAGCUGAUGAAGGAGCCUAGGAGUACCAAGGGUCAACUAACACUCUAGGACACUUGGGGAAAUGCUACGGUGAAUUGAAUGAAAAACGUCCUUUUCCCAUAGUAAUUCCCAUACAAACUUUGAAGGGCUUGUGCACUCUCAAUUUUCAACCAAAUCAGCUCAUUUUUGGGGGAAGGCUUAGAACCUGGUUAUGAAUCGAAUAAGCGGUGUGGAGCAAAAACGAUUUUUUGAACCACGCUAUUAGUUAGAGCUUCUAUAUGGUACAAGCAUUUUAUAUGCUUUAGCUAUCAGCUCAGUAAAGCUUGCUUUAAUUCAAUAAUAGUAGCGCCACUUUCGACUUUAAGCCUACUUUAAUGGUAACUAUAUGACAAAACAACUUUAUAUCGCAUGUCAUAUAAUACACUAUAAAGUGAAGUUAAUGCUCUAUAUACAGCGCCAUGGUUACUUUGGUAUUGAUUAGGCGUGCCAAAAUGAUCCUUAUAGAGGUCGAAAUAGAGUUUUGUACCAUUUGUUCAGGUGUACCUAUUUUGGGCACUUGCUGCUAUAACUAACUCAAUUUCAAACCGAUUGAUUUGAAUUUUUGUAUAGUGUUAGGCACGUCAGUAUCUAACUAUACAAAAAUUCAAAUCAAUCGGUUUUAAAUUGACUAAGUUAUAGCAGCAAGUGCCCAAAAUAAGUACACCUGACCAAAUGGUACAAGUCCCUAUUAACAGAAAAAAAAAGCCAUCGAGGGGACCACUACAGUAGACGUUCGCUCGGUGCAAACCGUUUAACUGCAAUGCUUUUUAAGUGCAAGUCCGCUAAGUGCAACAAUUUUGCAGUUAUCGCACCGCUAUCCGUCAAAAUCAAAUGUCAACAGCGAUGCGAUGUUUUUCGCAUGCACUUUUGUUGUAGUGCGAGGUUUUCUGAAUGCACAUUGGCUGCAUUGUGCAGCGACUGACAGUUCCUUGACGUCUGUCAGUUGGUGCAGUUUUCGAAUUUCACUUGGUAAGUGAAACGUAAACAUGUUGCAGUUAUCGAACGGCUACUGUAAUUGAAAACUGGCUACUUUUUAUACAAAAUUCUCAAUAGGGUCCUAAAAUUAAAGAAGAAAUCUCGCUUUUAUCGAAUAAUACGAUCAAGCACGGUAUUCUAAUCGGAAUGGUACUUUACUGGAACUCGAAACACGAAGGAAUAAUGAGAAAAUUCGAAAUAAGUAAAAUGGUAAAUAGUUCUAGUUUGACAUUUGAGGCCGACCUUGACGUGAUGACGUACUGGGAUUUCAAAAAAGUUUAUAUCUGACAUACACGGUGAAAAAAAAGGGCGGGACAAAAGCUUUAAAAAUUGAAAAUUAUGUAUGGCGCUGUCCAUAAACUAAGUAGACUCAUUUUUGGCAAUCUCAGAACUCCCCCUCCCCCCUCGUAGACUUUUUUCCAUACAAAAUUUUUAAAAUUUGUAUGGAGCGUAGACUUUGACUAGUCCCCCCCUAAGAGUCUACGUAGUUUAUGGACAGGCCCUAUUCUCAACCACGGCCAAUAGACAAUUUAGGGCAAAGCUAAAAAAGUGCAGGUGGCGCUUUUCUUAAGGGUUCAUUCAAAUAUUACGUAACGCAAAAUUUGCCAAUUUAAGACCCCCUCCCUCCCCCACGUAACAGCUUUUGUAUGGAAAAUUUUGAAAUUUUGUAUGAAGCGUAACGCAGCGCUGGACCCCCUCCCUCCCCCCUUAGCGUUACGUAAUAUUUGAACGAACCCUAAACAAUUAUUCAACCAUCUCAGGAUUAAUAACUUAUGCUAUAAAUGUAAGACUUUCGCAAUUAUUGCAGAUUUGGGUGACUUUCACAUAAUGUAUUGACCAGAAAUAUGGUAUUUUUGCAUCCAAAGUUGAAAAUUUUUCGUUACCUAACCUUACAUUUAAUCGACCAUAAAAACGUGAAAAACUUAGCAAGUAUGCACUCUUGAAUUAUAUUUUGUGGUUUAAACCAACAAUCUAGAUAGGGCUUUAGGACGAAAUGACUUAGCAAUAGUUAGCAGCAGACGACCUUGAUGAAAAAGUUCAACCAAUGCACAGUGGGAAAAAUCGACCCAAAAAACGGAUCUUUUAACGCCGCUGGUUUCGGUACUUGAAGUUGACCAUUUCUGGCGUAAAAAUGUACGAGAAAUCGAUUGGCGCUAAAUUCAUUCACCGCACGGCACGGGAAGUGGCCCAUUUUGCCCCAUUUUGCCCUUUUUUCAUACAAAAAGAGAAUUAAAAUAUACUUUUAAACAACCAACACGACUGUAGAUCGUUAAAAAUAACUUAACUUAGAGGUUAAUAGUAAUCUUAAAAAUAAAAAAAAUGCUUUCAAAUGUUUAUUUUGCCCCAUAUGCCCCAACAACUGCUGGAAAUUGUGAAUUUUACAUAACUAUGAAUGGAUUUUUAAUGUUACUGAUUCGAAGUUGAGUUUUUUAACAUAAACCAAAAACACUAGAUCUUUUAUCACCAGAUUCAUCUUCAGGAGUUGUCUAAUUUGCCCCAUUUUGCCCUAUUAUCAUAGAAAAAUUAGAUUUAAAAUGUAUUUAUAAGAAACAGAUACUGCUAUGGACAAUUGAAAAUAGUUUUAGUUGCAAUUGGCUUAACAGUAAUCUUGCGCAUAUGUGAAAGAUCCUUUCCCUACAUGCCCCUAAAACUGCUGGAUAAUAUUUUUUUUGUAAUGUUUGUAAUAUCACUGGUAGCAAUACCUGAAGUCAUUGAUCAUUUUUGAUAUAUACAAAUACGGUUUAUCGAUUAGCUUUAGAAUCAUUCACGGGAGGGUGCAAACAGCUGUCCAUUAUAACCCAAUUUGUCCUGAUUUUUUGUCGCCUCAUGAUUAAAUUGAUUUCCCAUAUUUGCUUAUGCCCGAAUUGAUGGACUUCUGGUACUGAAACCAGUGUAAUCGAAAGAACAGUUCAAAUAUAUGACUUUUUUUAAUUCCUGCUUUUGGUGGGGAAUUCAGGGUAAAAUAAAUCACUAAUUUUAAUCUUAAUAUGUGGCAAAUAUGCACACAACUGAUUAAAUGAGGCAUCUUAAAUAUAUAUAAUUUGGUGCUUUAAGACGCCCUAUUUAAUCAGUUUAGUGCAUAUUUGACAUAUUUUAUAAAAUGCCUAUUAUGUCCUUAAUUCCCCAUCAAAAGCUGAAAAAGCCUUUAUAUAUGUAGUUUUGAUAACAUUGGUUUCAGUACCAAUGCAAAUAAGGACAAUUAAUUAAUUCAUUACAUGACAACUAAGGGCAAAUUGGGGUAAAAUGGGCAGCUAUUCAUACCAAUCCGAGAAUGAUUCUGGUAUUAAUCGAAAAACCGCAUUUGUAUAUAGCUAACAUGAUCAAUGGCUUCAUGUUUUGCAACCAGCGACAUAUCAAAACCAUACAAAAUAUGUUAUUAUCCAACAGUUUUAGGGGCAUAUAGGGUAAAAUAGGGAAAAUAUCUUUCAUAUAUGCGUUUGGUAACUGUUAGCUUCCAAUUGAACCUAAAACUAAUUUCAGUGUUCCAUAGCAGUAUCUGUUUCUUAUAAAUACAUUUUAAAUCUAUUUUUUUCUAUGAAAAUAGGGCAAAAUAGGGCAAAUCGGACAACUCUCGAAGAUGAUUGUGGUGAAAAAAGAUCUAGCUCUUCUUGUUAAUGCCUAACAAAUCAAUUUAAAAUCAGUAACAAAAAAAAGCCAUUCAUAAUUUGGUAAAAGUGUGAAUUUCCAGCAGUUGCUGGAGCAUAUGGGGCAAAAUAAACAUUUAAAAGGAUCUUUCAUGCAUUCUUAUGAUUGCUAUUAACCUCUAAUUACACCUGUAGUUAUUUUCAGUCGUGUUGGUUGUUUAAAAGUACAUUUUAAUUCUCUUUUUACAUAAAAAAGGGCAAAAUGGACCACUUCCCGUGCCGUGCGGUGAAUGAAUUUAGCGCCAAUCGAUUUCUCGUACUUUUUUACGUCAGAAAUGGUCAACUUCACGUACCGAAACCAGCGGAGUUAAAAGAUCCGUUUUUUGGGUCGAUUUUUCCCACUGUGCAAUGCCGAAAAAUGUAUAUAGUUAUUCUAGUUGAUAAACAAAUUUGUUUUCCAAUUUCCUUUAUAAAUAUGAACCACCUCAUUUUCAUAUACAUUAGAAAGAGGGCCCUAAGAACCUUUUUGUAGAAAAUCUGGGUGCUGGACCAGUGUGCAACCUCUAUUGAUCGAUAUAAAAAAAAAGACAAUUACACCGUCUUCGACCUUGCGGCCUCUACAGACUGAACAUUACAAACAUUCGACAACGGACAACACAUAUAACACCCAGUGGCCCAGUGGAGAGUUUUCCGUUUGACGAAAAGUUUUCCCCAACUGAAGCGGGAAUCGAACCCACACUCCGUGGCUUACGAGACACCUAAACGACUGCCGCCGCUAACCGCUCGGCCACGAAGCCCACAACUUUGUCAUAGUGAUGGUGGUUCUGGAAUGAUUUUUUAUUGCGCGACUAUGGCAUUUCGGAAAUUUUCAAACAGCUUGUUGAACAACACUCAAACAUUAAGAUUUAUAGUUCCGGUAGAUAAUUUUAAACAGUAAUGUAAAAAAUGUAAGUAUUACAAAACUACAAAAAAAUAAUUAUAAUAAUAUUGCAUACAGCUUUAAUUAAAAUACUUUCGUGAAAAUA